AUGGCGAUCAAUGCUAAAGUGCCCAAUCCGUACGUCAUGAUAGGGCGAAUAGUAGGACAGACUCACAGUUUGGAAGUGCGAGACAUGGGAGUCGACCACAAACAAUUCAUCGGGGAGUUGAAUGCAGAAGUGGUCUUAGUGCAACUAUGCUGUAUCUGCACUCUUACAGCUGCUGCUGUUCUUCAGUACACAGUUCAAGUAGCGAACUCGCUCGAACCCGAUUGA
Molecule: messenger RNA, 225 nt
Organism: Necator americanus (New World hookworm)
Lineage: Eukaryota; Metazoa; Nematoda; Chromadorea; Rhabditida; Ancylostomatidae
Exons: 1
Coding region: 1-225 (74 amino acids)
Source: RefSeq, a predicted model, not a curated record